Molecule: messenger RNA, 2736 nt
Organism: Olea europaea var. sylvestris
Lineage: Eukaryota; Viridiplantae; Streptophyta; Magnoliopsida; Lamiales; Oleaceae
Product: cyclic nucleotide-gated ion channel 1-like
Exons: 9
Coding region: 274-2403 (709 amino acids)
Biological process (GO): potassium ion transport; transmembrane transport
Cellular component (GO): membrane
Molecular function (GO): voltage-gated potassium channel activity; protein binding
Source: RefSeq, a predicted model, not a curated record
UUGACUCUUCUCCCGCCAAAGUCUUCUCUCACUAAUAAAAGACCGUGUCCAUCCAUCCCUGCAAAAGUAAUCUCCAAGAAAUUUCUCAAAUGAAAGCUGCCUUUAUUGACGAUUAAACGAUUAGUUAUAUAAACUAACUAAUAAUCCCAUCAUAAUGGGCACUCAAAUCUUUCUAUGUUAAUGAAUUUUGCAAUUUUUGGCUGUAAAUAAGGAAGAGUACAGUUUUAGGCUGAUUGUUCAUCGGGGAGAUUUUACAGCACAUCAGUUGCAGAAAUGAAAAUCAAGCCACGGAAAUAUGUGAGGUUUGAGGAGUCCAAUUCUGAGACGUCUUUUAGUCCCGAGCAGCACUCAAAUAGUUGGCAAUUUCCGAAAUGGAAUCCAAAUUUGAGUUCAGUAAUGAGUGGAGUUAGAAGAGGAUUCGAAAUAGGUUCUUCAAGGAUGAAAAGCUUGAGAAAAUCCCUACACAGUCAUUCUUCACAUAAUGAUAAGCCGAAGUCAAGUUCGAAGAAAAUAAUUCUUGACCCUCAGGGACCGUUUGUUCAAAGAUGGAACAAAAUCUUUGUACUUGCUUGUGUGAUUGCAGUUUCCCUCGAUCCGCUGUUCUUCUACAUUCCUGUAAUUGAUGGUGAACAGCAGUGCCUUGAUCUGGACGAUAGAUUAAAGAUUGCUGCUUGUGUUCUUCGAUCAUUUACUGACCUCUUUUACAUAUUUCACAUUGUUUUGCAAUUUCGUACCGGAUUUAUUUCCCCUUCCUCCCGAGUAUUUGGGAGGGGUGAGCUCAUUGAGGAUCCUAAGGCUAUAGCAAAGCGAUACUUGAUGUCCUACUUCAUCGUUGAUGUUUUAGCAGUUCUUCCCCUACCCCAAGUGGUAAUUUUAAUAGUCGUUCGCUACUUAAAUUCGCCAUUGUCACUAGCUACAAAGGACCUGUUGAAGAUCGUCAUUAUCUCCCAGUAUGUUCCAAGACUUUUUCGGAUCUAUCCUUUAUACAAGGAAGUUACCAGGACAUCAGGCAUAUUUACUGAAACGCCAUGGGCUGGAGCUGUUUUUAAUCUCGUUCUCUACCUGCUUUUCAGUCAUGUACUUGGAGCAUUCUGGUAUUUGUUCUCAAUAGAGAGCAAACAUAGAUGUUGGCGCAAUGCAUGUGAUAACAAUGGUUGUGAAUUAUAUAAUUUAUAUUGUGGAAAUGCUUCCUGUCUACUUGAAUCAAAUGAAACAAAGAGCCCUGCGGACUUUGAUUUUGGCAUAUUCCUUGAUGCUCUUCAGUCUCAUGUUGUCGAUCGCAAAGACUUUUCUAAGAAGUUCUUCUAUUGCUUUUGGUGGGGACUGCGGAAUUUAAGUUCUCUGGGCCAAAACCUCAAAACGAGCACUUACGUUUGGGAGAUUAUUUUUGCCAUUUCCAUCUCCAUCAUUGGGCUGGUUUUAUUUUCAUUGCUUAUUGGUAACAUGCAGAAAUAUUUGCAGUCUAUCACUGUUAGGGUUGAAGAGAUGAGAGUGAAAAGGCGAGAUGCUGAGCAAUGGAUGUCCCACCGUAUGCUUCCUGAUAAUUUACGAAAACGGAUUAGACGAUAUGAUCAAUACAAAUGGCAAGAAACCAGGGGCGUGGAAGAAAAUUCUUUGAUUCGUAACCUGCCUAAGGACUUGAGAAGGGAUAUCAACCGCCAUCUCUGCUGGACACUACUCACAAGAGUGCCAAUGUUUGAGAAAAUGGACCAACAACUGUUGGACGCUAUGUGUGAUCAUCUGAAGCCGGUUCUAUACACAGAGAAGAGCUUCAUAGUUCGCGAGGGAGAUCCAGUUGAUGAGAUGCUCUUUAUUAUGCGUGGUAAUAUAUUGACCAUGACGACCAAUGGUGGUAGAACUGGUUUCUUUAACUCUGAUUAUCUCAAGGCCGGGGACUUUUGUGGAGAAGAACUUCUUACUUGGGCUCUGGAUCCCAACUCUUCCUCCAGCCUUCCCAUCUCAACCAGAACCGUGCAAGCUAUAAAAGACGUCGAGGCCUUCUCUCUGAUGGCUGGUGACCUGAAAUCUGUGGCCUCUCAAUUUAGGCGUCUUCACAGCAAGCAUAUUCAGCACACUUUUAGGUUGUACUCUCAGCAGUGGAGAACAUGGGCAGCUUGCUUUAUCCAAGCAGCAUGGCGUCGACAUUGCAGAAGGAAGAUUGAGAAAUCUCUGCAAGAGGCAGAAGAUAGAAUGCACGAGACCUUGGCAGAAGAAGGCGGGAGCUAUCCUAGUCUCGGUGCCACCAUUUACGCGUCAAAAUUUGCUGCCACUAUGCUUGGUGUCUUGCACAACAAUCAUCCACAUAAUGCUAAAUUAUCCCCCCGAUUACCUAGUGGAAAAUUACCUCCUCUGCUGCUUCAGAAGCCAGCCGAGCCUGACUUUAGUGCGAAAGACCAUUCAUAGGGAUAAUAUACUUGUAUGGCACCCUAUCGGAUGACCUGAUGAAAAAGGUAUUGUUAUUACCAUGUAUGUUUUUUCUCCAAUCUCGAGUUUUCUUUUUGUAUGUACAUAAAUAAUUUUUUGAUACGCUAUUGCCUUUGCAUCUGUAUGCGAAUUUGGCUCAGUUUCACAAGAAAUUUUCUAGUAUGUAUAUAAAUGACAACCUGUAGCUAUUGUUCAUUGAACCUUGCUAUAAAUCCAGGGCGCAUGUGGCCCUGGACGUCCAGGGCGCCAAAAUAGCGUCCCCUAUAGGUGGGGGGCACCAUGUCUACAAGGAGCUUUUUCCAUUGUGUAUUA